AUGUCUACUAACUCCGUGCGGUCCGAAGCGCUCUUCACAAAAUGCUGCUGCUGCAUUCCUCUCAGGACUGGGUGUUUCAUUUUGGGAUACCUAAAUUUAGUCUUCAACACCUUCCACACUCUUGCUCUUCUCACGCUCACCACCUACAUCGGCAUAUCUACCCACGGCUUUGAUCACUUUGACUCGGAUGGUCCUCAUGAAGUUCUCAACGAGGUUCCCAAUAUCGAGUCGGUUGAGAAACCAUUCCUUAACCAGAUUGGAGUUUUGCUCAUGGUUGUGCUGUGCGCCAACGUCGCGUGGCUCAUGAUCAACGUCGCUUGUCUCGUGGGACUGCAUAAGAAACGCCCCGGUCCCAUCCGCAUCUACGUGGGCUUCGCUACUGGCCGCUUGCUGCUCUCUCUAGCUGGCUUCGUGUAUCUCGUCAUGACUUCCAGUGCCACUACUCAUACCAUCGUCGCUCAUAGCGCUGAUAUUGGUCUUGCAGCGUACUUCAUUCUCGUCUAUUACAUCUAUGCAGUCCAGCUGGAGAGAGAACUGGCCGAGACCCAGGAGCGACCUGAAAUGACAGCCAGCGACAUUGCCUUCAUCUAUCCCACCAAGUCUGACAAACAGAGUCUUGUGCUUGCGUAGUCAGUUAAUUUCGUGAUGUUCACAUUAUUGACUGUCAUUAUUUUUAUCGUCUUAACUUAUUAUCCUAUUUACAUAACAAGAAAAAAAUAUAUCAGAUAUUGUUGUGACAC
Messenger RNA from Hyposmocoma kahamanoa, 740 nucleotides. RefSeq lists its product as uncharacterized. Lineage: Eukaryota; Metazoa; Arthropoda; Insecta; Lepidoptera; Cosmopterigidae. The record is from RefSeq and is a predicted model, not a curated record. The coding region runs from base 1 to 630 and encodes 209 amino acids. The transcript is spliced from 4 exons.